AUGCCUGCAGUCAGCAUGCGAGCGCUGACAGGGGAUGAUGGAGUUGACUGUUGGAGCAACCAAGCUAUCUGGAACAGGGCCCUCGAGGGCAUGAAAGUGGUUAUAUCUACUCAUGCUGUACUUGCGGAUGCGCUCACUCACGGGUUCAUAAAACUGAACCAACUAGCUCUCAUUGUUUUCGAUGAAGCUCAUCAUUGCAUGAAGUCACAUCCAGGGAACCGUAUAAUGCGUGACUUCUACCAUAAGGCCAAAUCAGAAAAUGUGGCCGUACCCAGCAUUCUCGGCUUAACAGCGGCAGUUGAUGUAACAAAAAUUCGGUACGCUGAGUCCUACUCUGGUUCAGGGCAUCUCACCAACGAUUUUAUAAGGCAGCUUGAACAGAAUCUAGACGCCAGUUGUCGGGCCCCAUUGGUCGAGCAGCAAGAGCUGACCGCGUAUGAUUCGCAACGGAAUUUCACUAAGAUUGCCUACACUCAAAUCCAAGAUGACUCGGUAAAUCUGCCGUCAUCUUUGCACAAGCUGGGGAUACUCAUCGAAGCUCUGAAAGAACAAAAUGGCCGCACUGUCCCUACCGACUUAUUAAAGAUUCCUAGAAAGGCUCAUGCCAUUUGGGCCCAGCUAGGGAUCUGGGCUUUACGACACUACAUUAAUAUCAAAAUUCCAUAUGUGUCCCACUACAUCGCCGUACAUGAAGAAUGCCUCUCUGACAGGGGAGCUGAUCCUGAAUCAACAGCUUUGAUUGCCUGUCUGCGAAGUGAUAUAGAAGGCCAUGUUCUCCAUUUGGUCGAACCUGGCAACAUCUCGAAUAAGGUCGAAGCGCUCAUAUCGUUUCUGCUGGAAAAAUUCAGCCCAGACUUCUCGGGGAUCAUUUUCGUUCGAGAGAGGAUUACUGCCACUGCUGACUCUGAGUCUUGGGCCAAAAAUGAUGCUUGGAGUUUCGAAAAAACGGAGACUGUGGUUUCACACUUCCGCAGCGGCUUGAAAAACUUGAUCAUCGCAACCAGCGUCCUCGAGGAGGGUAUCGAUAUCCCCGCCUGCCGUCUUGUCAUUUCAUUUGAUAGCGCAGACAACAUGAUAGCUUUCAUUCAGCGCCGGGGUCGAGCACGACACCGCGUAUCGGAGUUUGCUUUGAUGGAGGCAAUAGGUGUGGAAUCCAUAUCUAUGCGGUCCAAGCUGUGGGGCGAACUUGAAAAGCAGCUGCAGGGAAUAUGUCGGGACUACGAACGAUGUGCGCAGGCGUUAGAAGUGGGCGAUAAGUACUCGAAAGAGACUCUUCUUUCGCUUAGAACACACACCGGGGCCUUGCUGAUAAGCGAAAAUGCUAUAUCACAUUUGUAUCAUUUUUGCACAACUCUACGGGGUGGAAGACCUGGCAUAGAUCGUCCAGAAUUCUCAUACGAGAAAGAUAGGGCAGAGCUUACUCGGUCAACGGUUUAUAUGCCGAGUGGCGUGGACCCUUCUUUGAGAAUCGUGAAAGGUCAUCACUGGUGGAAAACGAAGCGGGCUGCCCGUCAGGAUGCCGCAUUUCAAGCUGUCCUCGCCUUGCACAGUCGGGGUCUCAUCAACGACCAUAUCUUGCCACUGUUCUCUGACAGCGCCGCGGCAGUGGAAGCGGUUCACGAGAGAGAAGUUCUUUCCGAGAUGCCUAUUAUGCCUACUAUUUCGAACUUGCAUGACUUUUGGAAGGAAGUUCCUGGGCACUGGAUGGUAGGAACAAUGUACAAAUGCCGCAUUGAUUUUGUCGAGAACGGAGAAAGCCGGCCAGAACUAUCAUUAGCACUUCUUACGCCUGUCAAGGUGCCCCGAACUGCGAAUCUGAAUCUUUACUGGGACGCCAAAACAACCCUCACUGCAAUUUUGCAGCCUCUGAACAUCGAAACGGCACUUGCUCCGUCCUUGAGGGCAUUGAUAAGAAGUAUAACGACUUUGCUUCUCCAAUCGCCACGCGUCCGUCCUCGGGACAGCCAGUACCCCGACUAUUUCCCAUUCUUCAUCCCAGAUCUUCCUAUGCAGGAGCUAGAGGACUGGCUAUUCGUCAACCAGGGAUCUUUCAUCAUAGGCACAGAACAAACCAAAAUCCCGAUACUCUCCCCCUCGGGAUUCAUCCGCAGCCCCAGCCUUCGUUUUGCUCCUCAUACUUUUGUGAGAUGGGUACGGGAACCAAAUACAAAAGAACUCUCCAUAGAAUGCCAGAAAUUUGGGAGAAGAAAAAACCUGUUGCAGCGAGCUUCAUUAUCUUCCAGAACAUCAUCGGAGCCAGGCGGCCUCAAAACGGCGUGCGUAGCUGCCACAGACUGCAUCAUUGAUUUCAUGCCUUGGGAGCUGAGUUUGGCUAGCCUUGCAAUUCCACCAAUUAUGCAGCUUCUGCAUCAAAACCUAAUGGCACAUAGCUUACGGAUGAAGGUUCUCAAAGAUCUCCCUAUGAUUGACUCCAGCUUACUUACAGAGGCUAUAACGACACCUGCUUCUCAAUGGCCAACUGAUUAUCAACGGCUAGAAUUUUUCGGUGACUCUAUCCUCAAGCUUGUGGUUGCUAGACACGCGUUCUAUAAAUAUCCACUGUGGCACGAAGGCUACCUGUCGAAAUUCAAGGACUUGCUAGUCUCAAAUCAGAAACUGACACAGGUAGCCGUUCAUGCUCAUCUCGAAAGGUUCAUCUGUGCGGAUUUCAUCACGUUGAAAUAUCUCAUGUUUUCGCCAGCCGCGGAUCGAAAGCAGAACAGAAGAUUUCCCAAAAAGACUUUCGCCGAUGUCCUUGAAGCGUUGACUGCAGCUGCCUACGAAAGUGGUGGGAUUCCGCUUUCGCAAGAGCUUCUUGCCAUUUUUCUCCCGGAAAUUGCGGACAUCUCAAGUGCACUUCAGAGCCCACAAUACGAGUACUAUUCGUUCUCCACGCACUUGGAUCAGAAGAUUGACCUACUGCUGGUCUUCAAGUUCAAGAACCGGGCUUUGAUUUGGGAAGCACUCACUCAUCCAUCAUGGCAAAGAGACAGAACAGCUGGAUCCUAUCAGCGGCUCGAGUUUCUGGGAGACGCGGUUCUUGAAUUUCUAGUGUCCAGAAACGUGCAAAAAUGGUGCCCAAAGCUUGACGAAGGCCGAAUGUCGGAGAUCCGCGCGGCUCUGGUAAAUGCAGACUUUUUAGCCUUUCUCUGUAUGGAACUCAGCAUGCUCGAGACAAGCUGCCACGGCUCGAAGUCGAAGUCAGACCCGCCCGAAAUGAUGGCCGAACCGAAGAUUGUCUCCUUAUGGAUGUUUAUGCGUCAUGACUCCCCUGAUCUAAUCAAGAUUCAGGCUUUAUGCAGCACGCGAUAUCAAUCAUUGGGCGGCCUGAUCAAAGACGAGUUCGAGAAACAUGUCUCAUAUCCGUGGGCGACACUCGCUCAGCUAGGACCAUCCAAGUUCUACUCGGAUCUUAUCGAGAGCACAAUCGGAGCAAUUUAUGUCGAUAGCGGAGGUUGCUUAGAUACGUGCGAGCGCUUUCUGGAAAGGAUUAGUCUGUUAAAUCAUCUGGAGCGGUUUGCGGGGAAAGAGAUUCACCUCGAACACCCAACCAGCAAACUGCAUCAAAUUUCAGGGACACAGACUCCACGAUAUCAAUUCCAGAAAAAAGGCAAUGGCCUUCACAGUGCUUCUGUAUGGCUAGGGAGCGAGAGAAUCGCAUCAGUCGAAAAUUGCUCGACCAAGAACCAAGCUGUUGUGAUAGUUGCAGAUGCCGCGAUUAAAGUUCUCUCUGGAGCUUGA
Messenger RNA from Penicillium diatomitis, 3741 nucleotides. RefSeq lists its product as uncharacterized. Gene Ontology annotation, biological process: siRNA processing. Lineage: Eukaryota; Fungi; Ascomycota; Eurotiomycetes; Eurotiales; Aspergillaceae. Gene Ontology annotation, cellular component: cytoplasm; nucleus; RISC complex. Gene Ontology annotation, molecular function: ribonuclease III activity; RNA binding. The record is from RefSeq and is a predicted model, not a curated record. The transcript has 4 exons. Bases 1 to 3741 code for a protein of 1246 amino acids.